Messenger RNA from Propithecus coquereli (Coquerel's sifaka), 4904 nucleotides. RefSeq names its product FCH domain only 2 (gene FCHO2). The transcript is spliced from 25 exons. The coding region runs from base 119 to 2449 and encodes 776 amino acids. Gene Ontology annotation, cellular component: cytoplasm; plasma membrane; clathrin-coated vesicle. Lineage: Eukaryota; Metazoa; Chordata; Mammalia; Primates; Indriidae. Gene Ontology annotation, biological process: synaptic vesicle endocytosis; clathrin-dependent endocytosis; clathrin coat assembly. The record is from RefSeq and is a predicted model, not a curated record.
CCCUGGGAAGAAGGCGGCGGCGGCGGCGGCGGCGAAGGCGGGGGCGCCGUGGGGGCCGGGCAGUGUUUACACAGCGGCGGGCGGGCGCGGACGCGGAACCCGGCGCGGCGGCGGCACGAUGGUCAUGGCGUAUUUCGUCGAGAAUUUUUGGGGGGAAAAAAAUAGUGGCUUUGAUGUCCUCUACCAUAAUAUGAAACAUGGACAGAUAUCGACAAAAGAACUAGCAGAUUUUGUAAGAGAAAGAGCUACAAUAGAAGAGGCAUAUUCCAGGUCAAUGACAAAACUAGCAAAAUCUGCAAGUAAUUAUUCACAACUUGGAACAUUUGCACCAGUGUGGGAUGUGUUCAGAACAUCUACAGAGAAAUUAGCAAAUUGUCACUUGGAUCUUGUUAGAAAAUUACAAGAAUUAAUAAAGGAAGUUCAGAAGUAUGGAGAAGAACAAGUAAAAUCUCAUAAAAAGACUAAAGAAGAAGUUGCAGGAACUCUGGAAGCUGUCCAAACCAUUCAGAGCAUAACUCAGGCCCUCCAGAAAGCCAAGGAAAAUUACAAUGCCAAGUGUGUAGAACAGGAGCGUUUGAAAAAGGAAGGAGCUACACAAAGAGAAAUAGAAAAGGCAGCUGUUAAAUCUAAGAAAGCUACAGAUACUUAUAAACUUUAUGUGGAAAAAUAUGCAUUAGCAAAAGCUGAUUUUGAACAGAAGAUGACAGAAACAGCUCAGGUCCAUGAAGAAUUUAUAAAUAACAUGGCUAACACUACAGUUGAAAGUUUGAUACAAAAAUUUGCUGAGUCAAAAGGCACUGGGAAGGAAAGACCUGGUCUUAUUGAAUUUGAAGAAUGUGACCCUGCUAGUGCAGUUGAAGGCAUGAAACCAAGGAGAAGAAAGCCUUUUGCUUUGUCGGGAAUAAUUAAAAAGGAAAAGGAUGCAGAAUCUGUGGAAUGCCCUGAUGCAGAUUCACUUAACAUUCCUGAUGUAGAUGAAGAAGGCUAUAGUAUUAAACCAGAAGCAAAUCAGAAUGAUACCAAAGAGAACCAUUUCUAUUCAUCUAGUGAUUCUGACUCUGAAGAUGAAGAACCAAAGAAGUAUCGGAUAGAAAUCAAGCCUGUACAUCCAAAUAACUCCCAUCACACAAUGGCUUCUUUAGAUGAAUUGAAAGUGUCUAUAGGGAAUAUAACACUCUCUCCAGCAAUAUCUAGACACAGUCCAGUACAGAUGAAUCGGAAUUCGUCUAAUGAGGAGUUAAAAUCAAAGCCAUCCGCUGUACCUAAUGAGAAAGGGACCAGUGAUUUACUUGCUUGGGACCCCCUGUUUGGACCAUCUCUUGAUUCAUCUUCUUCAUCUUCACUAACUUCGUCAUCAUCAGCCAGGCCUACAACACCUCUUUCUGUAGGCACCAUCGUCCCACCUCCAAGACCUGCUUCCAGACCAAAGCUUACUUCAGGCAAACUCAGUGGGAUUAAUGAAAUACCCAGGCCAUUCAGCCCACCUAUAACUUCCAACACCAGCCCACCUCCUGCCGCUCCUUUAGCCCGGGCAGAAAGUUCUUCCUCUAUCUCAUCAUCUGCUUCAUUAAGUGCUGCCAAUACUCCAACAGUAGGUGUGUCAAGGGGUCCCAGCCCUGUCAGCCUUGGAAAUCAAGACACCUUACCUGUGGCAGUUGCCCUUACAGAAUCUGUUAAUGCCUACUUUAAAGGAGCAGAUCCCACCAAGUGUAUUGUGAAGAUCACUGGUGACAUGACAAUAUCAUUUCCAAGUGGAGUUAUUAAAGUCUUCACUAGCAAUCCAUCUCCAGCUGUGCUGUGUUUCAGGGUGAAAAAUAUCAGCAGACUGGAGCAGAUUCUUCCAAAUGCACAACUUGUGUUCAGUGAUCCAUCACAAUGUGAUUCCAACACAAAAGAUUUUUGGAUGAACAUGCAAGCUGUUACUGUCUACCUCAAGAAGCUAUCAGAGCAAAAUCCAGCUGCUUCUUAUUAUAAUGUAGAUGUAUUAAAGUAUCAGGUAUCAGCAAAUGGCAUUCAGUCCACUCCUCUGAAUCUUGCAACAUACUGGAAAUGUAGUGCUAGCACCACAGAUCUUAGAGUGGAUUAUAAAUAUAAUCCAGAAGCUAUGGUGGCACCUACUGUGCUUUCCAACAUACAGGUGGUGGUACCAGUGGAUGGAGGAGUCACAAACAUGCAAUCCCUUCCCCCUGCAAUAUGGAAUGCAGAACAAAUGAAAGCCUUUUGGAAAUUGUCCGGUAUUUCAGAAAAAUCAGAAAAUGGAGGUUCUGGGUCCCUCAGAGCAAAAUUUGAUCUUUCAGAAGGACCUGGUAAACCCACGACACUUGCAGUGCAAUUCCUCAGCGAGGGAAGUACCCUCUCAGGAAUAGAUGUUGAACUUGUAGGCACUGGUUAUAGGCUUUCCUUAGUAAAGAAGCGGUUUGCCACUGGACGAUACCUGGCAGAUUGUUGACGGACCUGGGAAAGUGGUUUGGCCCGAGGGAGUAGUACAAACUUGCCAUUCUGCAUUAUCUGUUCUUUCCAAACACUCUUCUAACUUGUAUGAUGUUUUUCAAACUUAGACUUAUUUGAGAACUGACUACAAACAUUAAAUUGCACUUUUAAAGUGAGUCUUUGAAAGAAAAUAGCACUGAAAUGAUUUUCUAUGCUGUAAAUGAUCAACUGCAAUAUUCAGGAAGCACAUGAUUCAGAUUCUCAGUAAAAAUGAAGUUUUCAUAGACCAGAAUUUUUAAUUAUCUCCAAUGUCUAUGUUGAAAAAAGGGGUUUAUAGGGUAAUAUCAGGCCUAAAAUUUCAGGAGAAAAUACAAAAUAAUUUAGCUUUCCAUAAAUUUUUAGAGUUAGCUUUGAAAUUUUAUAAGUUUGCUAUUGAAUGGAUAAGAACAGAACAUGAAUUCUAAGUUUUGGAUAAUGUUAACUCAGAACACUCAAUCAAAUUGAGUUUUGUGCCAUACAGUAAUCAGACCAGAGUCCAAGUUGUAUGCAAAAAAUCUAUAAUUUGAUUCUCAUAAACAUAUUAAUAAAGUGUAAAUGGUGUUUUAUAUGAUAUUUUAAAAUUUUUAAGUGCAAUGUGUUUUAAAAUAAGCUUGCAAAAGACAGCAGAGAAAUUUACUUCUGCAGUUAGUUAACUUUAUAGAAGUUGUGAUUGUUUUGAUGAAUUAAUGCUAUAGAUUUAAUUUAUUUUUAUAUGAAUUGCAUAAUGUGUGCCUUUUAAAACAAUAACAAAACCCAGAAAUGUGCCUAUCCAGUUUGUGUUCAUUAAUGUGCCUCACUUUUUUUCUCACAGUCUGGAUCUUCUAUUUAGAAUCUUAUAGUGGUCAAGCAUUUUUAUAAGAUAUUUACAAUUUUUGUAAAUACUUUUGGCCUGCAUUUAGGAAGGGAAUUCAUAGUAACUAAAGGAUAAUUUAUACUUAAGAACCCUGGCUCACUUCUUUGGUGAUACACUAUAGCCACUAGAAAGAGAAAUAAACCUAAUGGUAUGUGUUUACAGGGGAAAAAAUUACCUUCAGAUAUUCAACAUUAACCUCAUCAAAAGUAUGCGAAUUUUAAAACAGAUGAAUUCUGAAAAACUAUAAUGAUAAAUUGGUAAUUCGUAUUUUAACUCUCACUUUAGCAUUUCCCUUGACUCCUUAUCAUUGAAAAUUUACACAUUUAUUUACCGAUUGUAUUGUGAACAUGAGUUUUGUAAUAUUUUGUGAGGAAUACAAAAGAUUAAUUUUGGCAACAGAGGGAGAAGCACUGCCAUUUGUUUUUAUUUCAACAAUUGGGAAAAUUACUAACUUACACAUUUUUAUUCUUAUUUAAUUCUCACCUGGUAAAAAUAGGGAAAUUAUUUGAAGUAAAGGAUUGAGUUAAGCAUUUCUUAAAAUAAACUACUAAUCCUAGAUAGUAAAAAACCUAACUUUAUAGCAAAUCCUGAUUAAUCAAGAAAUGAAAUAUUUUGGACAAAGUUUCAUAAUUUACAAAUGGGAAUUUUAUUAUAAUGAGAAAUACCACUGUCCUUUAUUUUGCAUAGAAGUGGUAAAUUGUGUUACAUAUGAUAAUUUAUAUAAAACCACUGAUUAUUCUGUUAAGCUUUACAGAAAAUAAAACCCCUAUUAAUAUUAGACAUUUAUGUAACAUCUUGCUAUACUAAAUACAGCAGAAAAUCUACUCUUUAGCAAUCUUUCACACAGUAUGUGCUUUUUUAUAUAUUCAGUGUUAGCCCAAUUCUAAAUUUAGACUUGACUAAAGCAACACGUAAGACAGUUUGCUAAAAUGUUAAUCAUUACUAAAUAGUGAGCAAAAUUAGAAUUUCUAACUCUUAUGUUGUGUUCUUUUGAAUGUCAGUUACAGCCCCUUCCUGGAAUUUUAACUGUAAUCUACUUUGCAAUCAAACUGCUUUUAUUGAGCAGUUAAUAUUUUAUUAUUGGAAAUCAGACAUUAUUAUAUUCACCAUGUUUGUUUUUAAUCAGGUAUUACCUAAAAAUCUACAAAUUAGUGAAAUGGUUAAACUUCUGCACUUUCUUAAUUACCACAGUCUUCAUACCAAGUGUUGAUAUAUAAAUUUGUAUUUGUAUUGAGUACAGGUUACAAUUUUGAAGCCAUAUGAAUUUAUAUUGAUUUUUUUUUUCAUUUAAAAAUCCACUAAUGGUGUAAGAAAGACCAGUAGAUUCAAUGGGAAAUGUAUCUAGCAAGCUGGUUCUUGCUUAUAUAUAGUGAUAAACUUUGUGGCUGCCUCUUUAACGAAGAAUUUGUAAACACAACUCUAACAAAUGUGAGUUUUUAAGGAUUGUUAUUUACUACUUGGGUUGUAAUUAAAACAAUGCACAUCUAUCUUGCAAAAUUUUGUAAAUAUUUUUGAUUUUUUUCAUAAAAUGUAAAUUUUACAUAAAAGUUGUGCCCUUAAUAAACAUGUAAUAUAUAAUUUA